This is a messenger RNA of Pochonia chlamydosporia 170, 633 nucleotides long. RefSeq lists its product as hypothetical. The transcript has a single exon. NCBI's taxonomy places the organism in Eukaryota, Fungi, Ascomycota, Sordariomycetes, Hypocreales, Clavicipitaceae. The record is from RefSeq and is a predicted model, not a curated record. Bases 1 to 633 code for a protein of 210 amino acids.
AUGAGGACAGUUCCAACACGGACGAGCAGGACCAGGCUGUUCAUUCGAGCAAACAAGUGCAAGGGGUCUCUGCACGAAGGCCACCAUCCCAAGACGCCCCACUCCCGCCUAUCGGCAUCCCAAUACAAUCAUGCAUUGUCGUUACUCUUGACGAUGUUUCCUCCACGGAAAGACAAGUCGAGGGGUGUUGUCGUUCUAAAAGCAGCUGAUGAUCUAGUAAGGGACGACUCCGCUAGUUCCUUACUCGACCAGCUUCCGCUCUGGAAAGGCCCUUGGCUAGACUCAUCGCUCCCUGAAUUGUCGCCAGGCGACUCUGUAAUACAUCGUCUGGUGAGAAUUUGUCAGCACACAGAUAGUCUCGAACGGCUUGCACCAACCGAAGGCCUUGCACUACGUUUUCACAGGGCAUUUGCAAUACCAGCUAUAUUUGCGAUACCAACACGAGGUAAAGUCGGCAAAAGUAGUGAAACAAAGGGCACGAAAAGCUCGCCGAUGGCUAUAGAGCUUUUUCUUACGAAGUUGCAUCCGGAUGAUUGGGGAACCAUUGCACAGCAUGAGAAAGAUAUACGAAGGGAAAGUUUCACUAUCGUAAGACAGUCGGGAAACGGCUUCAAAUUCUCUGUGACAACUUAG